Messenger RNA from Plectropomus leopardus (leopard coralgrouper), 886 nucleotides. NCBI's taxonomy places the organism in Eukaryota, Metazoa, Chordata, Actinopteri, Perciformes, Serranidae. The record is from RefSeq and is a predicted model, not a curated record.
GUAAAUCAGUAAUCCAGCUGAGCAGUGGUUGGGGGUGUGGUUAGGUGCGGUUAAAGCAGAUUUCCUGUGUGUGUCUCUUUGCUCAUUUGUUUGAGAAGGCGCACUAACGGGAGACACAAUGUCGGGUUUUGAUCUGUGUGAUGCUUUAAAAGGUGAUGAAAAGGUGGCGCAGGAGGAAGCUCAGAGGGAUGAGGCAUUUUGUAACAGGUAUAAGAGGAAGGAUAAGGAUGACAAGGACAUGUCUGGAUGUAAGGGCAAGUCUGAUCAUAAGGACAAGUCUAAAAAGAAGCACAAGGACAAAGGCUGCAAAGAUGGCAAAAAGAAAAGGGAUAAGAAGGGAAAACAAUCAGGCUCCUCAUCCUCAUCCUCAUCCUCUUGCUCAUCUUCAUCAGCCAGCAGUGAUGAGGAAUGAUGCUUCCCUUUGGGGCCAGCCUGCUGUUAGCUUCUCAUGAUCUAUUGACAAAGGGACUGAGUGUUGUUGAGUGUGCAGUAGCACCACAUUUUUUUCAUGUCUUUUUGUAAGUGGUGCUGCUACCUACACGCACGCACACACACACACACACACACUCACACACACACACACACACACACACACACACACACACACACACACACUAUGCACUGUGUGUAAGGCAUCAAAACCUGGGGGCAGCAUCAAAACAGCGAGUGAUCAUCAAUCAUAAUCAAAAGGAUGAACUAUUUAAAAUUAUGAAGAAGUGCACAUCCACAGUAGUCAACAUUAAAUGUUAUAUAUAAUUGGUUGAAAUAAUAACAAUGAUAAAAAAAAAAAUAUGUGUAAUUUAUAAUGUAUACUGCAAUUGUAGAGUUCUGGCUUUCUCAUUUGUAACAUUGAAACAUUGCUGAUUAAACUAUAUGGAAGAUUGCA